CCCCCGCCGCAGCGCUGAGGCCGGGGACGGUCAGGAAGGUGUCUCCAUCGUGGUCCAGCCCUUUGCUGCCGGGGCUGAUGUCACUUCUGCAGAGCACGGCGCCGUCUACACCCGCACACCCGACAUGCGGCUCCGCGCCCUGCACCCCGUCCUGGUGCCCGUCUUCUGCGGGAUCCUCUCCGUGGCCUCCCCGGGGAUCUCCUCCAACACAGCAGGUCCAAAUAUGACACCAGAGGCUGCGGUGCGUACUGAAGACAGCUGGAAUAAUCACAGCAUAGCAGAGCACAGCAUAAUGAUACCAGGCUUAUCCUCCACUGACAACGAGAAGAAUGUAGUCAUCAACGACACGCACCGUGUGAAGCUUGGAUGUAACCUAACUGUUGACGCCAAGGAUUUACAAAUCAAUGUUACAUGGAGACAUGAAAAGGAAGAAAUUAGCAGCAACCUGUAUACAUAUGAUAACACAGAUAAUCAAUGGCGCACAACGUAUGAAUUUGUCGUAACAGACAUGAACAUGACCGGGAACUAUACCUGUAGUUUUAGCUCCAUGACAGAAGUAAAUGGAACAUUUAGUUUACAAGUGCCUUCGGUCCAUGGUGGGAAAAAUGUUUUAGUAAGCUAUAUUGGAGAUUUCUUAGUUCUAAAAUGUGAUGUCUCAACGAACCAACCCGAUAAAUGGUUAUGGUACAAAGUCACUGAGAACGAGCAGGUGCUACUAAAUUUCUCCAUGGAUCCCAAAAAAUAUGAAGAACUUAGCGACAAAAGCAAUGAAACAAAGCUGAGAAUUACAGAUCUGUCUGAAAGUGAUAACGGCAGCUAUGUGUGCAAGGCCUUUUUUAAAAAUGUAGAAAGUGAAGGCCUGGUGUAUAUUAGAGUUCUCAGUUACUGGGUUCCUCUGAAGGUCUUCCUUGUUAUUGCCGGUGAAGUUGUAGUCAUAGUGACCAUAAUAUUGGUCUAUGAGGCAAUAAGCAAGAAGAAACGGGUUCAAGAAGACGAUAAAAAAGACUAUGAACCAAUGGCACAACUAAAACCUGAGGACGGCAGCACUGACGAAACCAGCACCACCCGGCAGAGGAAGGUCUAAUACUCAAGUGAAGCGAAUUCUCAUGCAACGGUUCAGCUAUUCUACAUCCAAUAUCUUGACAUCAGAUUAGGUCACCAUGACCCAACCAACAGAUCUUCAGAGGCCUUUCUGCAGCGCUGCUGACCUAUGGAGAUAACACGAACCAUAUUCAUUAUCGUCAUUAAUGUAUCCUCCUACACAGAGGCGUAUAUUUCCCUCAAUGAAGUCUUUAAAUGGUCCCCUACCAACCAUGUGCCACUUAUAGCAAGCACCCUCUAUUCAGAAGGCACACUGCUGCAUGUGAGUGUCGCACCAUGGGGCGUAUUGAAAUGGGUAGCACGCCAUCUGUACAGAUGCUGCAUUAUUUUAUUAGUAUCUGCUUUUUUUUUUUUUUGCCAGAGGGCUUUUGGAACCCCUUAGAUCCAGGGUUUGGGUGUAACCGCUACCUCUGCACCUUCUAUGAGGUCUCAUGCACACGACCAUGGUUUUGUCCACAUCCGUAUGUCUGUUCCACGGCCCCGCAAAAAAAAUAGAACAUGUCCUAUUCUUGUCCGUUGCAGACAAGGAUAGGACAGUACUACAGAGGGCAAGACGUUCCGCUCCGCAAAAUGGGAACGCACACGUUGGUAUCCGUGUUUUGUGGAUCCGUGCAUGAGCCAUGUGAUCCUGUUUCAACAAGAUGUGCAAUGGUAAAAAUAAAUGUCAAAGACAAAUCCUGACAUAGUUUUUUUUUCCUACAAAAUACUUGCAUUCCCAAAAAUGUGCAUCUUUUUUAGAACUCUGUUGUGCCAUUCCUCUGUUACUCCUUCUUGAAAUGUAGGACUAUAUUACAUAGGAGUAUAUUGACCACUCUCCUUGUCAACGGCGGGUGUCUCUACAUCAGGGUUUCUCAACUCCGGUCCUCGGGACCCACCUACCAGUCUGGAUUUGAGACUAUCCCACAGAAUGAAUACCUGUGGUAAGUCCUGAUGCAUUGACACUAAUUAUAUCACCUGCUCAAUACUAAGGAAAUCCUGAAAACAUGACUGGUAGGUGGGUCCCGAGGACCGGAGUUGAGAAACCCUGCUCUACAUAGACAUGAUCCAAUAGGUGCUGACUGUGUAGGGGCACACCUUUUUCAUAAAGGGAAUGGUGACACCCAUUUGGCACAACACAGGCUUCUACGAAAAGAUGCUCCAGAAUGAUGAAAGGGUGAUACAAGUAUUUACUUGUGGCAGAGUGAUCCGGCAAGCAGUAUGCCAACUGAUGGCAUUUGUAAGACUGAUCAGGAUCCUGAUCAGUCUUAAAAAUGCCUGAUCAGUCAGAAAAAUGCAUUGAAAUGCCGGAUCCGGCA
This is a messenger RNA of Bufo gargarizans (Asiatic toad), 2396 nucleotides long. RefSeq names its product embigin (gene EMB). The record is from RefSeq and is a predicted model, not a curated record. The transcript is spliced from 9 exons. The coding region runs from base 125 to 1084 and encodes 319 amino acids. NCBI's taxonomy places the organism in Eukaryota, Metazoa, Chordata, Amphibia, Anura, Bufonidae.